Molecule: messenger RNA, 2433 nt
Organism: Nerophis ophidion (straightnose pipefish)
Lineage: Eukaryota; Metazoa; Chordata; Actinopteri; Syngnathiformes; Syngnathidae
Product: zinc finger protein Pegasus-like
Exons: 3
Coding region: 1115-2224 (369 amino acids)
Biological process (GO): regulation of transcription by RNA polymerase II
Molecular function (GO): RNA polymerase II cis-regulatory region sequence-specific DNA binding; DNA-binding transcription factor activity
Source: RefSeq, a predicted model, not a curated record
UUUGAAAAGGAUCCAGGUAGGAAUUUUGGAUAUUAUACAUUUGAGAAGGAUCCAGGUAGGAAUUUUGGAUAUUAUAUGUUUGAAAAGGAUCCAGGUAGGAAUUUUGUAUAUUAUACGUUUGAGAAGGAUCCAGGUAGGAAUCAUGGAUAUUAUACGUUUGAGAAGGAUCCAGGUAGGAAUCAGGGAUCUUAUAUAUAUUUGAGAAGGAUCUAGGUAAAAAUGAUAGAUCUUAUACGUUUGAGAAGGAUCCAGGUAGGAAUCAUGGAUCUUGUAUGUUUGAGAAGGAUCCAGGUAGGAAUCAUGGAUCUUAUAUAUAUUUGAGAAGGAUCUAGGUAGGAAUCAUGGAUCUUAUAUAUAUUUGAGAAGGAUCCAAAUAGGAAUCAUAUAUCUUAUACGUUUGAGAAGGAUCCAAAUAGGAAUCAUGGAUCUUAUACGUUUGAGAUUGAUCCAGGUAGGAAUCAUGGAUAAUUUAUGUUUGAGAAGGAUCCAGGUAUGAAUCAUGGAUCUUACAUGUUUGAGAAGGAUCCAGGUAGGAAUGAUAGGUCUUAUACGUUUGAGAAGGAUCUAGGUAGGAAUCAUGGAUCUUAUAUAUAUUUGAGAAGGAUCCAGGUAGGAAUCAUAAAUCUUACAUGUUUGAGAAGGAUCCAGGUAGGAAUCAUGGAUAUUAUACGUUUGAGAAGGAUCCAUGUAGGAAUUAUGGAUCUUGUAUGUUUGAGAAGGAUCCAGGUAGGAAUCUUGGUACAUAUACCUUUGAGAAAGAUCCAGGUAGGAAUCAUAUAUCUUAUACGUUUGAGAAGGAUCCAAAUAGGAAUCAUGGAUCUUAUACGUUUGAGAAGGAUCCAGGUAGGAAUCAUGGAUCUUAUACGUUUGAGAAUGAUCCAGGUAGGAAUCAUGGAUCUUUUAUGUUUGAGAAGGAUCCAGGUAGGAAUCAUGGAUCUUAUACGUUUGAGAAUGAUCCAGGUAGGAAUCAUGGAUCUUUUAUGUUUGAGAAGGAUCCAAAUAGGAAUCAUGGAUCUUAUACGUUUGAGAAGGAUCCAAGUAGGAAUCAUGGAUCUUUUAUGUUUGAGAAGGAUCCAGGUAGGAUUAAUGGAUCUUAUACGUGUGCGAUCUGGUGAUGGAGACUGUGUUUGGGUUUGUGCGGGCAGUUGGCCCGAGGAGCGAGCAGAACGGCGUGGACCCAGCGUCCGUGGAGGUGAGCCUGCCCCUGGAGGAAGGGUCCGAGGUGCAGAUGGACGGUCUGGAGAGGACGUGCGAUGGGAAGUACAAGUGCAGCUUCUGCAGCUACGCCAACAAAGGCAUGGCUCGUCUGAUAGAGCACAUCCGCAUCCAUACAGGAGAAAAGCCUCACCGCUGCCAGCUGUGCCCGUUUGCCUCGGCGUACGAGCGCCACCUGGAGGCCCACAUGCGCUCGCACACCGGCGAGAAACCAUACAAGUGCGACCUGUGCGCUUUCCGCUGCAGCGACCGCAGCAACCUGUCGCAUCACCGCCGCCGGCGCCACAAGCUGGUGCCCGCCCGGGUGGCGCGCCCGCCCUUCGCCAGCAAACGAGGUCUGGCCACACUCCAGAAGAGGACCAGCUCGCUGGGUUUCGGCCGGCGCCUGCUCAUCAACUUCAGCCCGCCGCCCGUGCCCGUGCCCGUGCCCAAGCUGGACUACGCCAACGAGCUGCCGCACCAGCAUCACCACCACAUGCCAACCGGCGAGCACAGGAACCCCCCCAGGGUGUUCCAGAACGACUUCAACAGAGGCGCUAACGGUCUGACGUUCAACAACCCGCUGGAGCAGCUGGCGUCGCUCCAGCCCGUCGACCCCGAGGCCUCUCAAGCGUCGCCGGGCAUGGAUGAGAAGCCCAUCGUGAUACAGGAGGUCACGGGGGCGCGGGCCGUGCCGUGCCACAACGGCGUCCAGACUCGAACGCCCAAAAUGGAACACCCCGCCUCUGACCGCAGGAGCCCCGCGUCGGCGCACGGCUUGGACGCGAACGACGCCGCGUUGUGUGUCGGCAACAGCCGGCCCGGCACGCCGCUCGCCAACACGCCAGAGCGAGAGGACCCGCAGAGGUGCCCGCACUGCGACAUCCAAUUCCCAGACAACAUCCUGCACACCAUCCACAUGGGCUGCCACGUCUACGAACACCCCUUCCGCUGCAACAUCUGCGGACACACGUGCACGGACAAGUACGACUUUGCAUGCCAUUUCGCUCAAGGACAACACAAGAAGUGACUUUUCGACGUUUUGUCAUCCUUUUGGAGAGUUUCUUUUUAAAAUGGUAACUACUGUAUAUAUGCAAACAGACGCCCGGUGCUCUCUGCAGUUGAGUACAGUGGAACCUGGUUUUACGAACCUAUUUGGUUCUUGAAUAGUGUUCUUAAAUCAACAAGUAUGUACAGUGAAGGAAAUUUCUCCAUAAAAAACAAUGUAAAUAUGAAUAA